Molecule: messenger RNA, 7198 nt
Organism: Rhincodon typus (whale shark)
Lineage: Eukaryota; Metazoa; Chordata; Chondrichthyes; Orectolobiformes; Rhincodontidae
Product: metal transporter CNNM3
Exons: 8
Coding region: 60-2291 (743 amino acids)
Biological process (GO): transport; magnesium ion homeostasis
Cellular component (GO): plasma membrane
Molecular function (GO): transmembrane transporter activity
Source: RefSeq, a predicted model, not a curated record
AAAAGGGGCGGGCUCAAGGUGAAGCCCACCCCCUCCCGUUUGCCCACCUUCCCGUGAAUAUGGCGGCGGUCGACGGGAGUCUGCGCUUGGCGCUGGCCGCCCUGUGGGCCCUGGCGUCCGGGCAGCCGGACGGGGGCGAGAUCGAGGUGCGGGGGGUCCGGCUGGAGAGUGGCGGCAGCAGCAACAGCGGCACUAGUGGCGAAGGCGGAGGCCCGGUGCGGAUGGCGGGUGGCGCUAUCGAAGCCGGCGCUGGGGCCCGUUUCCAGCUGAGGGUGUUCGGCCGGCGCUUGAUGGCCGAGAGCUGGCCCUGGUUGGCCUACAGCCCCGAGCCCGAGUGCGGCAGCGGCAGCCUGGAGACGGCCUGGCUGGGCCUGGGGGAUAACCAGACGGACGGCUCGGUGCUGGUGAGCGUCCGGGCCGGCCUCCGGGGGGGCCGUUACUACCUGUGCGCCCUGGUGCACCGGGAGAGGGGCCUGUGGCAGCCCCCUGGAGGCUGGGAGACCCCCUUGGACAUCCGGCUUCCGCCGUCCCCGCUCUCAGUGUGGGGCCAGGUGCUGGCGCUGGCCGUCCUGCUGCUUGCCUCGGCCCUUAUCAACCUGCUGCGCCUCAGCGUGCUGUGGCUGGAGCCCCUGGAGCUGCACAUCAUCCGCCACUGCGGCACCGAGGCGGAGAAGCGGCGAGCCGAGUCGCUGGAGCCCCUGAGGCGGCGGGGCAACCUGGUGCUCUGCUCCCUGGUGCUGGGCAACGUGCUGGCCAGCUCGUGCCUGGCAGUGCUGCUCCACCAUGCAGUGGGCACUGUCCUGCCAGCCGUGCUGGCCUGUGCCGGCCUGCUCUUCCUCCUGGGUGAGGUGGUGCCCUAUGCCAUCUGCUCGCGGUACGGCUUCACCGUGGCCUCCCGUGCCACCUGGCUGACCCACCUGCUCGUGGUACUGGCGUCGCCACUGGCCCUUCCCGUCGCCCUGCUACUGGACUGCGCCCUGCGCCAGGACGUCAGCACCUGCUAUGUCCGUGAGAAGAUCCUGGACAUGUUGCGCUUCACCGACCCGUACAGCGAGUUCGUCAAGGAGGAGUUCAGCCGUGGUACGCUGAGGACCAAAGUGGUGGAGGACAUCAUGACCGGCCUGAAGGACUGUUUCAUGCUCAGCGCUGAAGCUGUGCUGGACUUCAACACCAUGUCUGAAAUCAUGCAGUGUGGCUACACCAGGAUCCCAGUCUAUGAGGGGGAGAGAUCCAACAUUGUGGACAUUGUCUACGUGAAAGACUUGGCCAUGGUCGACCCUGAGGACUGUACUCCUUUGAACACCAUCAUCAAAUUCUACAACCACCCCCUGCAUUUUGUGUUCAACGACACCAAGUUGGAUGCUGUCCUGGAAGAGUUUAAGAAAGGCAAAUCUCAUAUGGCAAUGGUUCAGAAGGUGAACAACGAAGGCGAUGGUGAUCCCUUCUACGAGGUGCUCGGUUUAGUGACCCUUGGGGAUGUCAUCGAAGAAAUAAUCAAAUCUGAGAUCCUCGACGAAUCAGAUAAUACGCAGGUCAAAGUGAAGAAAAAGCCUGCUCCCAUCAGCACUUCUAUUGAGCGCAAGAAGGAAGAAGUCUCGUUUUUUAAGGUGCCUGAUAUCGAUCUAAAGGGAAAGAUUUCACCCCAGCUUUUACUAGCAACUCAGCGCUUCUUAUCCAGAGAAGUGGAGUUGUUCAGCCCCUCGCGGGUCUCUGAGAGCGUUCUUCUCCAUCUGCUCAAGCAUCCCAGUGUCAACCAGGAGGUGAAAUUCAACGAAAAUCACAAGAUGGCCCCAGAACAUUACCUGUACCAGCGGAAUCAGCCAGUUGACUACUUCAUUCUGGUGCUGCAGGGGCGAGUGGAGGUGGAGAUAGGCAAAGAGGGUUUGAAGUUUGAAAAUGGAGCCUUUACCUAUUACGGUGUCUCUGCACUGACUGCCCCAUCCUCUGUUCAUCAGUCACCAGCCUCUAAUGUGAAGUGGAGUCGGCGAGACCCAUUCUCCAAGGACUUCCUGGAAUCUGGGGAGAGUGCAAACUUUUCCAUGUACUGCCCUGAUUAUACUGUGAGAGCACUAAAUGACCUUCAAGUUCUGAAGGUUACUCGGCUGCAGUAUUUAAAUGCGAUUAUGGCCUCGAGAAUACACAAUUCUUCACUGUCGCCAGAUACAUUUGAACUGAAAGUGAUGCCCAGCAGUCAAUCGAAGUUCCUCAAAGAUCAAAACUCCUCCAGAAGUACCAGCAGAGGUAAACCACAAAGCGAAGAAGACAGUCCAGAGAGGGAUGAUGGUGUCUAGCCUAAGAGAAUGUGCGAGGGUAUUUGACUUCUGUGUCCAAAGCCACACCACUUCAGUAAGCUGCGAAUGUACUGUGCUAGUGCCUGGCUGGAGCUAUGGCCAUCCAUUUGCUGGACAAACUGUAAUUUGUUGCAAAGUGGGUUUGGGAUGGGUUGGAGAAAGGACUCUCUUAUUUUUGUAGACUUUGUGCACCAUGAAAAGACGGUGGCGUAUAUAAUGCUAAGACAACUAACCGUGACUAAUUCCUCAGAUAGAACUCUUUCUGUGAUUUUUAGACUUGGAAGGAUUGCAGUAUAACAGACAAAAAGGUUUAUCAUCACUUUUCUCCCGUGGACGAUGAGGUCUAAAGCAGUUACUUGAAGACUACGGAAUGCAGAUGUGUUCAAGCAAUAUUGAAUGUGAAUAUACCACAGUUCUUUUGUCUUUAAAUUGUUUUUAACCCCCACACUAAGAGGAAUACUAUUUAUAGUAAAACCCUGGUUCAUGAAUUCUGUCUUGAGUUUCUGGUUGACAGCUUGCAAGUCUUUCAGCCCAUGCAAAGUCUUCAUUUAAGAAGGAAAGAAAGUCUUUCAUUUCUGCAGGGAUUUUUACUAUCUCAGGAUAUGUGAAAGUGCUUUACACCUAUCAAAGUGCUUUUGAAGCAUAGUCACUGGUGUAAUGCUGGAAAGCAGCAGACCGAUGCUCACUCAGCAAGAUCCUACGAGCCGUAAUGUGCAAAGGACUGGAUAAUCUGCUUUGAAGUUGGUUGGGCAAUAAUUGUUGAGUUUUGGCUGCGAGUGGAAGGCGGGGUAUAUUCUCCCUUUUUUUGAAGUACUGCUGAGAGAUCUUUGACAUCCCACCUGAGAGAACAGGAGCCGCAGUAAUUGUUUCAUCCACAAGCUAGGAUGUCCAAUUUUGAAGCUCUGCCUGCAGUACUACAAUGGCUUGUCAGCCUGGAUCAUUGUGUAGUUUGUGAUAUGUGGUUACCUGAUCAAAUUUUAAUAAUGUGGAUUGAACUGCAAGUGGCCAACAGACGCUUAUGGACUCCUCAACUCUGCUAAUCUUAGGAACAAUAGAUAUUAUUGAGCUAAAGACGGAGAGCUCUAUUCUGCAGUAUAUCCUUUGUAGUCAGGUGAUGCUCUCUUCAGGGUUGCUCAGAGUGGAUCCUUACACUAAGUACAAAGGGGGGACCAAGUACCAUAAGAACCGAUGCAUUCAGGGAACCAGAUGGGAAAAUGUUUUAACAAUCAGCUUUGAGACGCUAAGAUUUCUGCACAAUCCUUGCAGGAGAGGCUGUUUACCGUUGACCAGGCAGUAUACAUAUGCCAACCAGUGCUUUCAUAUUGAAUCACUUUCUGUCCAGAACCUAAUGCCUCAUUCAGCUGGUUUGAAAUUCUUCAUGCUUACCAAUGAAUUAUUGAGAGACAAAGAAAUAAGGAAAGGUCAAGAAUGAGAGUGUCUUUGGGCCACGGGUUCAUUCCAUUCUGUAAUCUGGAAUUAGGCUGUUUCUUGUGUUCUUUUUGGAUGGAGCUGAAAGAUUAGCACACGUUAUCCCUUAACAAGCACUCUUUGAAAAUUACUAGUUGUGUUAAACCUUCUGUUGACUAGACUCCCUGCUCCAAGCCCUCUGAGUCUUUAUUCAUCUUAUGUCUGACUGUGGGUUGGUGCAAGCCUUCAGAGUUGGUACUGUUCUCAGCAUCGCUGGUAUCUGGAAAGGGAAGGUGAAUCAACUUGGAGGCUCCCCUAGGAAGGAAGAAGAUUGCAUUUAAAUAGUCACCUCAAAGGCACUUCAAAAAGCUUCAUGGGCUGUGAGGCACCUUUGAAGCGUAGUCGCUGUUCCAUGUGCAGAAAUAUCUGGCAAAAACAUGAAGUGACAAUGAGCAUACUUUUUUGAGGGAUAAAACUUGACCUGGACAUAAGAGAGAGAGCUCCCAGAUCUUCAGAAUUACACCGAAGAUGUUUUGCAUCAACUUGAGAAUGGAUGGGUGCCUCAGUUUGACGACAGCUGCAAAGGUGCAGUGCUUCUUUCCUGCUGUAUUGAAGUAUUGUUUGAAAUCAUCAGGCUGGAGUCUCUAGAGUGGAACAUGAACUGACAAGCUAUCUAAACUUGCAUUCACCUAUUCCAUUAUAUAGAGAGCAUGUGUGACACGAUGCUGUUGGAGUGACUGUUUUCAUCAAAUGCUGAAUCCUGAACUCUGUCGUUUGAAAGAAGAUCCUGGAACUACUCGGCUCUACGUAUUUGGACUUCAGGGUACCUGGUUUGCAUUUCUGAAUACUACAGCGUAUUGAUCCAUCACUCGGAGAAGCCAACAAAAGCACACUGCCGUGUUCUGCAGUUAAAGUUGGGCUUGAAUUGCUAAGUGUAAAGUGAUAUUUGUGCCACACAGUUGAUAGUUACCACACCGUUGCCGUUGCUGAACACUCUCAAAUAUUGGCUUGUGGCUUACCAUUGACCAGAAACUGAACUGGGCUCAUGACUUAAGUACUGUGACUACAACAGGUCAGGCUUGGUAUUCUGCAAUGAGUACCUUGCUUCCUGACUCCCGAAAGCCUCUCCACCAUCGACAAGGCACAAGUCAGGAGUGUGUUGGAAUACUCCCCACUUGCUUCAGCAACACUCAAAUCUUGACACCAUCCAGGACAAAACAAUUUGCUUCAUUGGUACCACUUCCACGACCAUUGGCUCCUUCCACCUCAGAUGCUCAGUAGCAGCAGUGUGUAUCACCUGCAGGAUGCACUACAGAAAUUCACCAAGUUCCCUAGACAACACCUUACAAACCCACGACCUCUACAAUCUAGAAUGACAAGGAAACAGAUAUGUGGGAGCAUCACAAUCUGUGAGUUUCUCCUCCAAGCAACUGGCCAUCCUGAACUGGCACUGUAUCAUUGUUCCUUCAAUGUCACUGGGUCAAAUCCUGGACCUCUCUCCCUAACAGGACUGCAGUGGUUCAAGAAGGCUAGCUCAUCACCACCUUCUCAAGGUCAGUUAAAGGUGGGCACGAUAUGCUGGCCCAGUUAGCGACACCCAAAAGGAUGAUAAAAAGUGAUGGAUGGUCUGGCAGAAUUAUAGCAGAAGGAUUAUGCUACAGUGGAUGCAGCCAAGUGGUCAACAUGUUUCCACCUAAGCGGGGUAAGGUGUGAAUUUGAAUUUGACAAACCUGGUGUGUCGGAGCAAGUGAAAUGAACUCUGAAAUUAGCCAAGUUAUUAACUACCCAACUCAGAGCGUUUCCUAUCUCCCCUGUCUCUUACUUGAAGGAGAAGAGCCCCUGUUGCAUGAAUUCAAAUUCAGUCUUUUAAAUUAGAAAUGGCCUGAGUCUGGACCUAGAGUUCAUUAAUGCCUCAGGCUGGUCAUGCAUAGCAUUAGUUUUGUAGACUUACUUUAUCGUCUCAUUUCCAGUGAGCUUUUGACAGCUGUUUCUCUGACUGCCAUUACUGAAUUGUUCUGAAAAAGGAAACCCUGCCGCAAUAAGAGUUCCAGUUUAAUUUGAGUGGUUUUGGUGGGCUGCUAGUUACAAAGAGGUAGAUAUAAUGGAGAGGGAGGGAGAGAAGGUGGAUUCAACAUUUCUGCAGUAACGUGGGUCAGAGAGAGGGCUGGAACACUGCAUUGAUUCUUGACUUGUGUCCCUGCAUCUCUUGCUGAGUCCUCCCAACAAGGGGAAUAACAGUUAUUGUCUAAAGUCAUUGCUGACUUAAACCCUCAGACGAUCAAACAUGUGGAUGUUUCUGGAGAAGUGGCACUUGGUGAUCAGUUAAGACGGUCACUUGCUGCCUGAUUUGCUUCUCUGAAGACUUGUGCCAUCUUUGCAUCAUGCAUGCAGUGUGCUACUUGUUUAGGGCAGGUGCGUAAACCAUGAUCAAACCUUGCAUCUUUUUGAUCGGAUUUUCUGCAGAAUGUUGAAUGUACACCUAUGGCACGCAAAUUGCAAACAUGCAUAGCUGCUCCUUGUCUUUCAUGGGUAUUGGUGCAACCAAGACAGGUUCUGACACAAACUGAGAAGUCGCAGGUUCCAUCUCUACUUCGUGUAGAGGUAGCUGGCUUUGGGCAGGCACAUGGAGUGGCAUUGCUAUAAUCAGCCUGACAUCUCCAGAAAGGAAGUGAGAAAUUCACCGGGCUUUUCAUCUCCUGACUGCUUUGCAGUGAGUGCGAGGAUGAAAUCUUUGCAGCAAAGUCCCACAGUCAAACAGCGUCACUAAAGAAUGGCUAACUAGAUGAGGUGCAAGAAGCUGAGCCCAGCAACAGACAGGAGGGAUGGAAACUGAGAAAAAACAAAAACACAGAUCACACGUGACAGCUGAUCGUGAGUGUCACAGCUGAAAACAGAACUAGAAUGUGAUGAGGCACUUCCAUUUAGCUUUCUUGUCUCUCCUUUUCUCUCAAUCUGAUUCUGUUUCUCUUUGUUUGGUACCUCUGUCUUCUCUUUUAAUGCAAGCAAUAUUGAAAUAUUGCAGGCAAAAGCACACUGUCCAAGAUUACAUACUUUUUGAAUACAGCAGAAGUAAUUUAUAAAAUUCUGUUUUACCAAAGAGUCUAGGAAGAAAUGUAAGUGCCAAUUAUUCAGCCAAAAUCAGAUUAGUUCUUAUUCAAAACGCUUGGUUGUUUUCCCAGUAUAUCUAGAAGCUUCUGAAUCAGGAAGCAAUCAUCAGGUUUCAGAUAAAUGAUUUUGAGGGUUACUUUGUGCACUUGUGUUUUAUAUACAAACAAAUGUAUUAAAAUUGUGUAGCUUCUGGUACAUAUUUUUAAUCACAUUCCAGGUAAAUAUUUUUUAAUCAUUGCAAUUAAAAGGUACCUCUCAUUUGUAUGUACAUUUAUAAUGUAAAAUUGCAGAUAUAUAUUUAAAAGAGAAAUGGGUCUGUAUUGUGUUGUAUUGUACUGAUGGAGCUGUUGCAUUAGAUUGCAGGUCAGUUUAAUAAAUAAAUAAAUAAAAAC